AUCGACGUGCAAGAGAACAGUCAAAUACUACAGGCACAAGGAGCAAACCGAUUCGUAAUCGACUGGUGGUUAUGUCGUUGGGUAUAACCUGAAAGCUUUGGUCGGACUGGAGGCGGUUUACCCGGUGUGACCUCUCUUGCUGAUCAAAGCAAACAAGUAGUAGUUUUUUACCGUGAAAAGGACGAAGUAGCGCACCAAAGCAAAGUCAAUCGUUGCGUGUUUUAGUUUCGAUUCUUCGGGACGAUUAGACGAGGCGUAUUUCAUCAGAGCAACCAUUUGCUGAAUAACGAAAAUCAGGAAAACAUCUAACAAUGCCGUUUGGACACCACCACCACCACCAUCACCACCACCAUCCCCCUCCACAUCGUCAUCAUCACCAUGGACCUGGUCCUGCCUUCGGCUUCAUGGCAGGGGCGGCCUUAGGGGCCGGGGCCGCAGCCGCUGCCAGUGCAAGCCGUCAGCCGCCCCCACCGAGGACAGUUGUCAAGGAGGAAAAGACAGUUGUUUACGUGACCAACCCUCCACCGCCUAGCUAUCCGACUGGAACCGCACCACCUCCCCCACCGCAGAGCUACCCGUACCCCCAACAAGGCUACCCACAGCAACCCCCACCAGCAUAUCCGUACCCGCAGAAUCCACCCCCAGUCGGGUAUCCGCAACCGCCUCCACCAACUACUGGAUACCCGCAACCACCUCCAGUCGGUUAUCCGGGGUCAACUUAUCCGAAUUAGUGUCACAGACGGAUUUUGAGGAUCUGAGAGUAUAAUGUUUCUGCCGUAGAUGGCGUUUUACUGCAAGCCGUAAAUGUCCACAACAGGAUAACAAUGAAAUCCUUUCCUUACUGUAUCCACAACAACUGUUCAAUUUUGUCUAAUUUCGUGUAGGCUGCAAUAAAGGAAGGCAAAAACAUCAAUAUCUAUAUAUUUUGUUUAAGUUAAGCAACGUCAUAUAUGUGAAGUUAUCAUCCUUUUCAGAUUGGGCAUGGGGGGGGGGGUACUUUGUGGGCGAGUGCAUUAUCAAGUCAAGCUCUUCGGAUUCGGUAGUAUAAUGCAUUUUCAAAAACGAACUUUUUAAAAAUGAAAGAAAUUUCAGGGUAAAGAUGACAGUUGGAGGGGAAGGAGAGAGAGAGAGAGAGAGAGUGAUGAUGGGGGUCCGAUUUAGAAAAUAGAGACAGAAAUAAGAAGAGAAAUAGAGGGAGAGAGGUGGGGGUGGAGAAUUGUUUUAUCUGA
Molecule: messenger RNA, 1229 nt
Organism: Lytechinus variegatus (green sea urchin)
Lineage: Eukaryota; Metazoa; Echinodermata; Echinoidea; Temnopleuroida; Toxopneustidae
Product: leucine-rich repeat extensin-like protein 6
Exons: 4
Coding region: 312-731 (139 amino acids)
Source: RefSeq, a predicted model, not a curated record